UCCUUCUUCUCCCUCUAUCCGUCACAUCCUCUCUCUCCUUUAUACAAUGAACUGUACUCUUAUCUGCCUAUAUAUAUCAACUCCUCUUCAAUUCUCCCCCCCCCACCUAUCCCUUUUAUCUUACACAUUCACUCUAUAUUGACCUCAUUGAUUUCUCUGAAUCAUAGAAUAAAUCGUGUCUGACUGAAUACAACUGAGUUUAGCAUUAAAAAAAAAUUUUUUAAAAACAAUAACUGAAACUUCAACCAAUACACGAAAAUAGGUGACUGACGAUUACUAGUUAUACUUAUAUAAACAAAACACAACCAGACCCACAAUAGUACAUAGAUCGUUGAGCAAAUACUAAUAGCCCACGCACUGUCAACUAGUAACACUUGAAAAGAAUCAUUAGGGCGAUUCUUUCCUGGAUUGCAGUACCAUAAAUCGAGCUCCUGCUACAUUAUUUAAAUAUUUACCUGUGACACUAUCGUAUACAAUAUGGACUCAGCAAAGAAACAAGACAUUGGUAACCUUGCUGCUUCAAUUGAUUAUUUUACAAACAGUCUUUAUCAAGCUGUGGCUACAGGAACCAAUGAAAAUGUCUUCAUGUCACCAUUCAGUGUUGCUACAGUUUUAUCAAUGGUUUAUUUGGGAGCAAGACAAAACUCUGCCAAACAGUUUGAAAAUGUUUUGAUGAUAACAUCAAAUCCAGAUUCUGUAGCUUUGGCUUUUAAAGAAUAUUUUUCACUUUUGAAAACAUCAGAUAAACUUGUCACAUUCAAUUCAGUGAAUCGUUUGUAUGCCAGUGAAAUAUUCCCUUUUUCAGAAGACUACAAGAACAACAUGGUAAAAUAUUUCUUUUCAGAUAUUGAAAAUGUAGACUUCAUAACAAAUGCUGAGAAGACAAGAAGAACUAUUAAUGAUUGGGUAAAGAAUAACACAAAUAACAAAAUUACCGAUCUGUUACCAAGUGGAAGUUUGACACCUCAAUCAAUUCUAGUUCUUAUUAAUGCUGUAUACUUCAAAGGAACGUGGGCUGAAAAAUUCCCAGAACAAGCAACAUCAUCUAGAAAGUUUUAUUUAAGCUCUGACAAGACUGUAUCUCAUGAUUUUAUGUAUAAAUCUGAAGAUUUUAAUACAAAAAUAAGCGACAACUAUAAAGUGGUUGAGUUACCUUAUAUAGGGAAAGCAUUUAGUAUGUUUGUAAUUCUUCCCAAUGACAUCAAUGGUCUUGCUGCUUUAGAGAAGGAGAUUAAUGCUGAAUUUCUCAAAGAUAUUAUAGACAGAAAAGGAUUUCAAACGAUGCUUCUAGAAUUAAAUAUGCCAAAAUUUCGUUUAGAGAGUAGUUUUCAGUUGGGUGAUGUUUUGAAAAAGCUUGGACUCCCUGAUAUUUUUGAUCCUCUAAAAGCUGAUUUAUCUGGAAUGACUGGUGGUGAGAAGAAUAUUUAUGCCAGUGAAAUGUUUCAUAAAGCAUUUGUUGAUGUUAAUGAAGAAGGAACGGAAGCUGCUGCUGCAACUGGAAUGGUCAUGACGUUAAUGUCAGCACAAAUUGGUAUGGAUUUUGAUGUCAAUCACCCAUUCACAUUAAUUGUUGAUAACCGAACUAAAAUGAUCCAUUUCAUUGGUAAAGUAACAAAUCCUACAACAUAAGAUGAUAUUGCCCUGUCAAAGAUUUCCCUCUUACGGAAUACUACAUUGUAUUAUGUGGAGAAUGUAACUGAGCAAAUAUUUUUAGAAUCGUUUUUUUAGUAAAAUGACUGAGGACAUUACAGUUGUAAUCGUGUAGAACCAAGGUCAUAUCUAUUCAUUUAUAUAUUAUAAUACCAUAUUAAUCUAAAUCAAUAUUAUGAAUUUGUACUUGCCAUACAUUGACAGAAAAAUGUUUCACUUUUUAACGUGUCUUUUCUUAGCAAGCUUAUUAUUUUAAGAAUAUACUUAUUGUUGCCUGUAAACAUUAUUUACUUGUUAAAUAAAGUGAAAUCAAUGCUUGUAUGUUUUUAUUUCUGUUUAUAUUAAUAAAGCAUCUCAGAAAAUAUUCCAUUUUAA
Molecule: messenger RNA, 2025 nt
Organism: Octopus sinensis (East Asian common octopus)
Lineage: Eukaryota; Metazoa; Mollusca; Cephalopoda; Octopoda; Octopodidae
Product: leukocyte elastase inhibitor-like
Molecular function (GO): serine-type endopeptidase inhibitor activity
Source: RefSeq, a predicted model, not a curated record